Molecule: messenger RNA, 13240 nt
Organism: Gallus gallus (chicken)
Lineage: Eukaryota; Metazoa; Chordata; Aves; Galliformes; Phasianidae
Gene: USF3
Product: upstream transcription factor family member 3
Exons: 6
Coding region: 517-7218 (2233 amino acids)
Molecular function (GO): protein dimerization activity
Source: RefSeq, a predicted model, not a curated record
GGGUAGGCUGCGCGGGAGGGCAGGAGAGUGGAGGCAGCGGCGGCGCGCUGGCACUGGGCGCCCGCCCGGAGGAUGGUCCCCGCCGUGGGGGCGCCGCCGCCCAGCCCGCCCAGUCCCCCCGUGAGUGCGGGCCGCGGAGGGGGGGCCUGCGUUCGGGGAAGGGCGGAGGGGAGCGGACUGGGGCCGAGGGUGCUGCCGGUGGCCGCCCCUCCCCCUUCGCCGACCGUUGCCCGUGAGGGAGGCGGCGGUUGGCCGAGGGCGCGCGCCGCGCUUGGGCCCGUCGCCAUGGCGACAGCGGGGCUGCGAGCCCACUCGGGAUCCGCGUCCGGCCGGGCCGGGCGCGUCCCGUCGGCCUCCCGCCGCCCUCCGCCUCCGGGGCGCCCCGGGACGUAGGGGGCGACGGCAGCCCCUUUGUCUGACGGGGCGGCCUCACUGCGAGGUGGGGAGGGGGUGAGACGACAGCGGGCCGCGGCCUCCCGGGGCUUGGGAAACGUGCAGGUUCUCUUUUCUGAAACCAUGCCAGAGAUGACAGAGAAUGACACCCCUACUAAGAAGCAAUAUCGAAAGAAAAAUCGGGAGACGCAUAAUGCAGUGGAGAGGCAUCGAAAGAAAAAGAUUAAUGCUGGGAUAAACAGAAUUGGAGAACUCAUUCCCUGCUCUCCAGCACUUAAACAGAGCAAGAACAUGAUUCUGGAUCAGGCCUUUAAGUACAUAACAGAAAUGAAAAGACAGAAUGAUGAGCUUCUGUUAAAUGGAGGGAACAAUGAACAGGCUGAAGAGAUUAAAAAACUGCGGAAACAACUGGAUGAACUCCAAAAGGAAAAUGGGAGAUACAUCGAACUACUGAAAGCCAAUGAUAUUUGCCUGUAUGAUGAUCCUACGAUCCACUGGAAGGGGAAUCUCAAAAAUGCAAAGGUCUCAGUUGUUAUUCCUAGUGAUCAAGUUCAAAAGAACAUUAUUGUCUAUUCAAAUGGGAGUCAACCCAAUGGAAAUAACCAGGGAGCAUCUGUCCAGGGGAUAACGUUUAAUGUUGGUCAUAAUUUACAAAAGCAAACAGCCAAUGUUGUUCCAGUCCAGAGAACUUGCAACCUAGUGACUCCUGUGACAAUUUCUGGUAUUUACCCUGCAGAAAACAAACCACGGUCUCAGAGUACAGUUUCUCCACUGGCACCCACUCAGGUGGUUCCAGCAGGGAACACUCUUGAACUUUCCAUCCCAGAGAAUGAGCAAGGUGUGCUUGCUACUGCUACUGCCAGCUCACAGAAUGCUUCUCAAUCCAGAACAGAACAGGGCCUACAGUGUUCUUCAGAUAAUGCACUGCAGAAUGGUCAAAGUCUCCCCAAAAGUAAAAAUGAUGAAGGUGGCUCGAAGUCAGCAAAGAAAACAGUCGUGCAGGGAAUCAGCCUUCCUUCCAGUGCCUCCAUGGAAGCUGAGAAAGUUCAACAUAUGAAUGCAACCAGCUCAAAAACACCUAAUUCUAGGAACGAAUUUCAGGAAAGCUCUGUAAUUUCAACUACUGGCACAGCUGUUGUGCCAUCUGUGAGACUGUCUACUGCAGACAGUUUUUCCUCUGUAAAUGUUCUCAAAAGUACAAACUUAAUAAGUAGUGCUGACAUGCCCACGACUUCUGCAGCAGAAGGAAUGAAGGCUGUAACGGUAAUAAGCACUCUGCCUGCCAGUCCCCUAGAGAACUGCUGGUCUUUUUCAGGCUCUACAGGUGUUGUCCCUUCAGACUUGAAAAAUAUGAGUAGCCUUACACGGAUGCCUUCAGCUGGAAACACACAGACCACAUGGACAACUUUGCAGCUAGCAGGAAAUACUGUCCAGCCACUAAGCCAAACGCCAUCCAGUAUAAUGACUGCGCUGCUAAGUGAGCCAGUUAAUGGGGCUAGUACUGUAUCUCCUGCUCACAGCAGGCCUUUGACGACAAGCAUUAGUUUGAAUACUUCUCUGCCUACAGAUGGGCAGGCAGCUGAACAGAUUGUAGUUACCUUGCCCUCAUGCCCAUCCCUACCUAUGCAGCCAUUAAUCAGCCAACCACAGGUUAAAACUCAGGCUGCAGGAAGUAUCCUUCCAUUAAAUUCAACUAUGCAGGUAAUUCAGAUGGCUCAACCAGUUGCAUCAGCUGUGACAGGAGCACCAGCGAACCAGAAUGUCAUCAUUCUCCAGCCUCCAAACACUGCUCCGUGUCCUCCAAUUGUGAGAGCAGAAGUUCCUAGCCAAAAUGUCAGUCAACAAAUCGUAAUUAUUCAAGCUGCUAGUCAGAAUCCUCUUCCUCUCCUCUCUGCCCAGCCUUCUGCUUCUGUCAGAGUUCCUGUGAAUGGGCCUGUGGCAGUUGCAAACUCUAGCAACUCUGUACAAAAUGCCCAUCUUCCACAGACCUUUGGUGGAAAACACCUUGUCCAUAUAUUACCAAGGCCAUCUUCUUUGCCAUCUUCUAGCUCUACACAGACAUUUUCAGUUACAAUGUCAAAUCAACAGCAUCCCCAAACAAUCUCAUUAAACGGGCAGCUUUUUGCAUUGCAGCCUGUGAUGUCGUCAUCUGGAGCUUCAAAUCAAGCCCCUAUGCAAAUUAUUCAACCCACCACCAGCGAAGAUCCAAAUACCAAUGUUGCUCUCAAUACAUUUGGUGCUUUAGCUAACCUCAAUCAGAGCAUAUCACAAAUGGCUGGACAAAGCUGCUUGCACUUGUCUCUCAGCCACCCUACCAAUCCCACAACUGUCCAUAACCAGAUCACCACAGUUAACUGUGUGUCAUUGCCAGCUUCAGUGCCACCCUCAGUGCCUGUGGAGGGUUCAGUAUUAACUAGUGCAUCUAAUUCAACAAGUGUUUCCCCCAAAAAAGCUGCUGCUGGCUUUCUGUCUAAUACAAAAUCAAAAAGGACAAACAAAAAGCAGAGUACAAAAAAACACCUAGCUGCCAACAUUAAAGUUUCCUGUCCAGCAAUUCCUUGUAAAGAUGCAGGUAAGGCAGACAGUGUUCCUGUAGAAGCUGUGGCAAAGCAUUCAAAGGGUGAGGGGUUGCCUGAGAACAUUCCAGCAGCGUCACAAGCUUUAGCCACAUUGCAGGUGAGUGGUGCAAGUAUUUCUCCUUCCAAAGAAGCUGAGUGCUCAGAGCAAGCAGUGGGAUCCUGUCCUGUACCAGAGACAACUUUGGCAGAGCUGCCGACCCCCUCGCCAUUGCAGCUUGCAGUGUCCGAACGGUUGGCACUGGUCCCACCAACUGCCAGGGAUGCUGCUCCUCUCCUGCCGGUGCGUCAGUCUCAGAGCAACCCACUGACCAGCACAGCCUCGUCAGAGUCUUCCUCCCGCUGUGAGCCCCCUGGCACCUUAACAUCCUCUCAAACUGAAGCACAUGGGACAAGUCCUCAGGUUUCUGGGGCAUCAGCAGUGGAGAGCAGCACGGCAGGUCAGACUUCCACUGCAGGAACAACUUCAGAAUCCUGCAGCGUUCCGCAGGGUUCUUCAGUUGUCAUGCAAGAUGUGGACUUGUUGGAAGGGCAGGGUCUGACCAAAAUGCUGUCUGAUCUCACGAAAGAAAGAACAGUUGUGGAAAAAAGCUCUUCUUUUGCUGUUCAAGGGGAGCAUUCUAAUUUUCCCAUGGAAAGUUCUAAAUCAGUGGAAUCAAAUGUUGAUUUGCCCGAGAAGCAGGAACUCUUGUUAAUGAACACUGAAGGUGAUGCGCUCUCCCAGCAUCACACCUGUGUUUCUGAUCAGGAAGUAGUUAGUGCUGCCCUCAUUGCCAGCAGGCAGGCAGACUCCCCAAUGUCAACCAGUUCUGGUAGCAGCCGAGGCUUCUCUGUGGCAUCAAUGUUACCAGAUACCACCAGAGAAGAUGUUACUAGCAACACGUCAACCAGUACGUGCAACAACUGCACAUUUUCAGAACAACCUGACAUAGUUGCUCUUGCAGCAAGAGCUAUUUUUGACCAGGAAAGCCUUGAGAAAAGUGGAGGAGGAAUACAAGUUAACAUGAGGGAUGCCAUAUCUAAGUCAACUGAAGUUGCAACUCUGGAGAGAGAGCAGCAGACUUUUAAACCUCUACCAGUGAAAGAAAGCAAUGCAGGGCCAUUAGAAACAGCGUCAAACAAAUUCAGUGCUCAGGAUACAGUACAAACAAAUGUUGAUAGACAGGUUGAAAAACCAAGCUGUUCUGUAGGAGGUGUGGAAACCUCCAACUCUUCUUUGCAGAUUUCAGCUUCCCAGUCACCGAGCAUAACCAGUUUAAGUGUGAAUAACCUGAUACACCAGAGCCGCAUUGUCCAUCCCCUCGUGAGUUGCUCAAGUUUAUCCCAGCCUUCAGAGCCAGCAAGCAUUCCUGCAACUGUGGGUCUCUCUCUUCCAUCUAGUUCAUAUGUCAACCCAUCUCCAAGACCAGCUAUGAUGAGUGAGUAUGCUCAGGAACAACUGAAUGCUAUUAGGGCAAACUCCAUGCAAGCUCCUCAGCUUCAGGAAUCACACUUAAAGCAGCAAAACCAUGAAGGUCGCAAAGACUCUGCCAAGCGGGCUGUUCAGGAUGACCUUCUGCUUUCUACAGCAAAGAGACAAAAGCAGUGUCAGACAGCACCUCUAAGGCUUGAAGGGAUGGCACUGAUGAAUCGAACACCAGAGGGUAUUGCUGAUCAAACACAGAUGCUGGUCGGUCAGAUGCCUUCUAAUUCAUCAAAUUCAGUGUCAUCCUUGAGCAGCCAGGGGCACACAGAUGGCCUCAAUAGGCUAUUCCCAUCAAACAGCAACUUUGUAACACCAGCUUUGAGACAAACUGAAGUUCAGUGCAGCUCUCAGCCACCAAUUUCAGAGCAGCAAGGCACAGCAGGGCAGCAUUUGCAGCCAAUUCAGCACGUUCCUGGUCAAGGCAUAUCUCACCUUCACAACAAUCAUCCCUACUUAAAGCAGCAGCAGGCUGGACAAUUAAGAGAAAGGCACCACUUGUAUCAGCUGCAGCACCAUGUCACUCAUGGGGAAAACUCAGUCCACUCUCAACCCCAUGGUGUCCACCAGCAGCGAACAAUACAGCAGGAAGUGCAAAUGCAAAAGAAACGUAAUCUCAUCCAGGGAACCCAGGCCCCACAACUUUCUUUACAGCAGAAACACCAUGGAAGUGAUCAGACACGGCAGAAAGGUGGUCAGCCUCAUCCUCACCACCAGCAAAUGCAGCAGCAGAUGCAGCAGCACUUUGGAGCUUCCCAGCCUGAAAAGAACUGUGAAAAUCCUGCAACAAGCAGAAACCAUCAUAACCACCCUCAGAGCCAUAUAAAUCAGGACAUUAUGCAUCAACAGCAGCAAGAUGUUAGCAGCAGGCAGCAAGGUUCAGCUUCUGAGCAUGUAUCAGGGCACAAUCCCAUGCAGAGGCUGAUGACCUCCAGGGGCUUAGAGCCACAAAUGGUAUCCCAGGCAAGUAUUGUAACCAGGCCUUCGGACAUGACCUGCACUCCUCAUAGGCAGGAGAGAAACAGAGUUUCCAGCUACUCUGCUGAGGCACUUAUUGGGAAGACACCCUCUAAUUCGGAGCAGAGAAUAGGAAUCUCUCUUCAAGGCCCUAGAGUUUCUGACCAGCUUGAAAUGAGAAGCUACAUCGAUGCUUCUAGAAAUAAAGGGUUGGUCAUUCACAAUAUGCAGGGCCGCAUAUCCAUUGAUCAUACGGUUGGCUCAGAUGUACAACGGCUUUCUGAUUGCCAGACAUUUAAGCCAGCAGGACCCAACCAACAACCUGCAGGCAAUUUCGAUGUGCAGGCCUCAAGAAACAGUGAAAUUGGUAAUUCUGUGUCAUCCCUCAGGGGCAUGCAAUCACAAGCUUUUCGAAUUGGUCAGAAUACUGGGCCACCCAUUGAAAGGCAGAAGAGAUUGCCUUACCAGCCAGUACAAGGUAUUCCAACAGGAAAUUCCCUUCCAUCAAGGGAAAAUGAAAACACGUGCCACCAAAGUUUUAUGCAGAGUUUACUUGCCCCUAACCUUGGCGAUCAAGUCAGUGGAAGCCAGCGAUCAAUCCCGGAACAUCCAAGGAAUACGCAGUGUGGUGCAUCCUCCACGAUUGAGUACAGCUGUCCCCCAGCCCGAGAGAGUGUCCACAUCCGGAGAGAUGGCGAUGGUCAGAACAGGGAAAGCUGUGACAUGUCUAUCAGUACAAUUAACACCAGGAACAGCUCUUUAACUAUUCCCUUCUCAACUUCAUCUUCCUCGGGAGAUAUUCAGGGUCGAAAUACAAGCCCAAACAUUUCCGUACAAAAGUCCAAUCCCAUGAGGAUGACAGACAGUCAUGGAACAAAGAGCCACAUGAAUACACCUGUCUCCAGCAACAUGCACGGGGUUGUGAGGCCAACUCACCCUCACCCUGCAGUUUCUCAUGGAAAUGGCGAACAAGGGCAGCCUUCUGUUCGUCAGCCAAAUUCUUCAGUUACUCAGCGCUCGAGGCAUCCUUUACAAGAUAACAACAGCUCUAAAAUACGGCAGCCUGAAAGGAAUCGAUCUGGAAAUCAAAGACACGGCAAUGUCUUUGACCCUAGUCUUCCCCACCUGCCCCUGUCUACCAGCAGCAGUAUGAUCCUUGGGCGCCAGCAGUCUGCUAUAGAAAAGAGAGGAAGCAUUGUCCGCUUCAUGUCUGACGGCCCUCAAGUGUCCAACGACAAUGCAGCAUCUGACCAACACACACUUUCUCAGAACUUUGGGUUCCCUUUUAUCCCAGAGGGUGGCAUGAAUCCACCCAUAAAUGCCAACACGUCCUUCAUUCCCCCAGUUACUCAACCUAGUGCCACUCGAACACCAGCCCUAAUCCCUGUCGAUCCCCAAAAUACGCUGCCAUCCUUCUACCCGCCUUACUCUCCUGCCCACCCCACUCUUUCCAAUGACAUUUCUAUCCCUUACUUUCCCAACCAAAUGUUUCCUAAUCCAAGCACAGAGAAGCCGAGUAGUGGAGGUUUGAACAAUCGAUUUGGAUCUAUCUUGUCUCCUCCCCGGCCCGUUGGUUUUGCUCAGCCAAGUUUUCCUUUGCUUCCGGAUAUGCCACCAAUGCACAUGACCAAUACAUCACACUUAUCCAAUUUUAACUUGACGUCUUUGUUUCCAGAAAUAGCCACUGCUCUUCCUCCAGAUGGUUCAGCAAUGUCGCCUUUGCUUUCCAUUGCAAACACAUCUGCUUCCGAUUCUUCCAAGCAGCCCUCAAACCGACCCGCCCACAAUAUAAGCCAUAUUCUAGGUCAUGACUGCAGUUCAGCUGUAUGAAGACUGACACACUGACUUCUAAUCUGAUGAGUUGUUUAUAUAUUUAAGAAAAAGAAAGUGGAUCUUACCGGCAUCCCUGAAGAGACCAUUCAUAGCAUCACUGUUUAUUUGCCUAAAUGUAUGUAUAUAGGUACCUUCCGUAUUUAUAUACACACUUUCUAUCCACCUUACUAACUUUAAAGCACCAGUGCCUAUAGCAAUGCUUACUUGCAAGUAAACGGUAAGAAUGCAACUUUAGAGCUGUGCAAAUACUGAUUGUUGAUUUUACAACAAUCAAGCCUGAUGUCUGAUUGCCACUCUCGGUAGUACUUGGAUGUAAAGAAAGAGGUGAGAAUAUCCAAACAGGACACAGGAAAACAAGUGCUACAGGUUUCAUUUUAUUUAUGACGUGUUUACCUGAAACUAAAGGUGAACUUCAAGUGGCUUAGGUUUUUCUUUUUCCUUUGUAAAAUAUUUUGGGAGCCUCAUAACAAGACAAGUCUCUGCUAAUCUGGCGUUAAUUGAUAAAGGCAUUUGUUGUGCAGCUUUUGUCUAUUUGAAGCUUGUUGCAUCCACUUGACUUAAGGCUGACUUGACCUGGCAAAAAAUUGCCAUGUGUUUCCGUGGCCAGAAAUUAAAAAUACUGUUUCAGAAAAUUGAAAUUUCUUUAAUGCAUGACUUUCUAUUUCAAAGAAGAAUUUGUGUGGAUCUUGUUUAAUGAUGGCAUCUGUUGCUGCUGAACUUGGCCAACAUUUUAAUGUAACUUAGUACUCCUACCGGAGUACCGUGGGGACAGCAGUCCUGUUUGUUGCCAUUUCAUUGCUCAUAUGCUGCAAGUUACCUCAGGGUGGUUUUGUACCUUGUUUCGCACCUUCUUAAUGUCUUUUUUUUUUUCCCCCUUUCCUUUUCUUUGGCCCAUGCUCAGCCACCAGCUUACUGGUUUCUGUGAUUGACAGCCCCCUGUUGUAAUGGUCAGCACACGGGAGCAGCAGUGAGCCCAUGGCAUCCCACAGAAUCCAUGGGGAUCAUGGGCACGGUGUCUGCUUACUGUGGCUGGCAGCAUUGGGGCCUAAUAUAGUAUCAGUACUUUGCACUUGAAUGCACCUUUUGUCUAAACCCAUGUGGUUGUGGGUGAAGAGAGAAUGUGAAUGUGUCAAGAUUGGAAAGUUGUACGCCAGGAAGACGUGAUGUGAGCGUCACAAGGAAGAGGGACUUUCUGUGUGUGUGAGGGACAGAGCGAGUGUGUGUACUAGCUGAGACCCCAAUAUGCUUUCACAGAUUUUGAUCCCAUUUCUUUUAAAGGAAAGGGAAGAACUAGGUAAUUUUUAUUUAUUUAAUGGCUCUGUGGUGUGAUUUUUUUAGGCAGAAAUAUGUUUUUUAAUUUAAGUUCUUGGAAAUACCAUUCCAGAUUGUAUUCUACAAAUAACAGUUUUCUUGUAAGCAGUCCUCCUGUACCCAGCAGAUACAGCUGCAGGGGAGUGUAAGCUCCAAACACUUUCGUAUCUCUGCAUCACGCUAGCGCUCCUGGGACCUCUGACAGCUUCAUUCCCCGUGUCCCUGCUCUUGUGUGAGAUGGGGCAGGGGCAGGUUCCCUGAGUUGUUUUUGAGUAAUUGUUUUAUUUUGUUUUCCUGAAGAGCAGAAAGGAAGAUACUCCUUCAUCUUGAAUCAUAGAAUAGCUCAGGUUGGAAAAGACCUUAAAGAUCACCAAGUCCAACUACAACCUAACCAUACUACACUAACUCUAACAGCCCUCCGCUAAAUCAUGUCCCUGAGCACCACAUCCAAACAGUUUUUAAACACAUCCAGGGAUGGUGACUCAACCACCUCCCUGGGGAGCCUAUUCCAGUGCUUAACAACCCCUUCUGUAAGAAGUUUUUCCUGAUACCCAACCUCAACCUCUCCUGGUGCAACUUGAGAUGAUUUCCCCUCCUCCUGUCACCUGUCACCAGUGAGAAGAGACCAACCCUGCUCUCUCUGUAAGCACCUUUGAGGUACUAGCAGAGAGCAAUAAGGUCUCCCCUCAGCCUCUUCCCCAGACUAAACAGCCCCAGUUCCUUCAGUUGCUCCUCAUAGGGCAUAUUCUCCAAGCCCUUUACAAACCUUGUUCCUCUUCUUUGGACCUGCUCCAGCACCUCAGUGUCCUUUCUGUACUGAGGUGCCCAAAACUGAACACAGUACUUGAGGUGAGGCCUCACCAGCACCGAGUACAGGGGCAGGAUUACUUCCCUAGUGCUGCUCACCACACCAUUUGUGAUACAAGCCAGGAUGCCAUUGGCCUUCUUGGCCACCUGGGCACACUGCUGGCUCAUAUUCAAUACUCAUAAAUACUAAUACUGAGGAAUAGGAGCCCCAAAGAGGUAGCUGAAAGUUUUUUCAUAGCUGGACUGUUAAGGCCCCAUUUUUGCCAAGUCCUUUUUAUAUACUGCUUCAGGAAAGUAAGGAAGCUUCAGCAUAAAACAGAAUUGGGCUGUCUGUAGUUAGCUGAUAAUGUCUCCGUUCUUGUAACCUGGGGUCUGGUGUUUUCCUGCAAAGCCAAGUAAAAUGGUUGUUUCAAAUGAGGUUAUCACCAUUUAAUUCAGAUGGGGCUUAUCUUUAGGACACUAAAUGUAAGUGGUGCUUCAUUUCUUUUGUGUUUAGUGCAAAUAUUUGAUGGAGUAUUUAUUUCACUUCAAAGCAAGCCUGCUUUUCUGUGCUUGCCUCCAAACAGCUGAGAUUGCAGCUGUAUUAGCAAUGACCACCACUCCUUCACUCUGACGGAACAAACUGUGGCUCUGAGUUUUGUCUGGUCAGACUCUUGGGCCAGGUUGGUCUCCUUGAUGCUGUAGAUCCCAAAUGGGGUGCCAUAAAGGAGCGUGAGGAGUUCCAUAGUGCUGAAUGGCUCCAGUGAUUAUGAUUACGUCAGGAGGAUAGAAUAAGCGGUUGCAUGGUAUGCUGUGUGGUCUUCUGUACAGAGGAAUGUAGAAGAGCCAUUCUUACUCCUCACUCAUUUCUUACUUGCGUUGGUUUCCUUUGCUGGGAAGGCUCCAGCAGUUUGGGUUGUUUGUCAAAGCUGUAAGGGAGCCUAUACGCUUGCAUGGGUAUAUUUAUUCCUUCAGAUUGGUUUCACCAUAAAUUUCACUGGUGUUGUAUUAAGGUAAAUGCGAUCCUGAGUAUUCAUAACAGAACACAUUGGAAGUGUUGGCUUUUUGUAUUUAUUUUUUAUGUUGCAAAUCAAUUUUUUGAACAGGCAGUAUGUUUUAUAUUCCCCUUUUCUGUUUACAAAGAUGACCAAAAAGCAAUUGUACUCAUAGGAUACCCGUAGUGCAGGCAGUUACCGUACAGUCAUUUUAGUGAUGCAAAAACUGUGUGAAUUUGCAGGAACUGCACAGUUUUGUGGUGUAUGGCUCAAAAUUCAUUACCACGUGACCAUUCUCCUCCAGAGGAUUGUACCUUGUGUUGUUUUUAUGGGGUGUGGUAGUUCCUAUGUAAUCACCGUGCCUGUCUGGACUUACUAUGGAAAUUACCAAGACCAGGAUGGAGACCACUCCAUUACCCCAACUAAAUAGGACAAUCUCUGUUGAAGUUCAACCACAGGCCAAUGUGAGUCUUUUUAUAUGCCAUAAAUGAUGCUAAGUGUUCCCAAUGGCAUUUGUUUAGGAUGAAAGCAAAUGUAGGAACACCUAGCUGCAAGAGAUUCACGUGAAGACAUUUGUCCAAAUUCUAUUAUUUAUUCCCCAAUUCUAUUAUCCUCAUUGCUGACUGGCAUUUAAAUAAAUUAAUUAGAAGAAAAAUUGGCUCUAGUAUGUAGUCUGUCUUGUGGCAUCAUUCGCAGUUCAAGAUUGUCUUUGCUGAGCCUGGCCAGGUGCCCUGGUUUGGGGUGAUUGUGCUUUUAUCAGAUUGUUUCUCAUGUGUUGGUGCUCAUGAACAGCUGAUGGAAUGGGUGUUUUGCAUUAAAAGAGACAAAGUGAGAUGUUAGGUACUUUCUGUUGGCUUUUAAUUAUGGAAUUGCUUUUGUUUUCCUCUUCACUGUAAAUUAAUUACUCUCGCCUCUUCAUUCUACAAGUAAAACCACAUUUUCUUUGGCAAACUUCUACAAUUCCAACAAGAAUUCUUCAUCAAUUCAAAGCUCUCUUGUUUUCAAAGAUAUAUUUGGAAAAGGUUUAAUUGCAAUUUAUUAUCCUGAGAGUGGAAUUUUCUCUUCCGUAACAGUUUCAUAGUACCUUUCUGAAAGGUUUGCUUUGUGUUUGAAGAGAGGAGGAAUGUUCCAUGCUGCUUCAUUUAGCAGAAGUAGCAAAAGGGAGUGGUUCAGAACUACCUCUGGGGUGGGACUGCUGCAGUCAAUGAGCAGUGGGUAGCUGUGGCCUCCAGCUUGUCCUAAACAUGUUCCACAAACAAUAACAAACGGCCUAGGGAUGAACUGCAUGUAUUUCAAUGUAAUGAAAUCAAUUGAUUAUUCCCUUAAAAAAACUAGGAGAAUAUGAGCAGAAUCAGACUGAGCUGACAGCAGGCAAUAAACUGGUCAUGUAUGAGCAUUCUCAUUGGGUUUCACUGAGAGUAAGGGGCUCAUCAAAGCACAGUUCCCAGAAAUGGUUUAAGCCAUACUGGAUGUGUUUGACAGCCCCCGCCACCAUCAGAGGAGCGCCUCUGAAUUACAGAUGCAGUGCUAGUGCAGGGCCUCUGACAUUUUGCACACAUUUCCCACGCACUUUAAAGCUGUGCUGCCACUGUGGUUAGCGACGGGUUUUGGUGCAGAAAAUACAUCACUUGGCAGGGCAAAUGCAACAGGCGUUUCUAGUAACAAGUGUCAUUUCGUUACUUCUCAUCUCCCAGCUGUCUACCUUAUGCAGAGAUACUCACACAGCCCUGCUCACAAGCCUGUGCCACCCUCUGCUUCUGGAUGGCCAAACACAGUCAGGUGCAUUGAGAGCUGCGAUCUUGCCCUAUUUCCCACUCAACUUUAGUGCUCGUCACUUCAAUAAUAACCCCACCGUCACUUGGAAAGAAAGAGUAGAAUUGAAUUUAUUCAUACUGGAAUGAUCAAAUUUGUGCUGUUGGUUUUUUUGUGUGUUUGCUUUUGAAUGGAGUGGCAUAAGGAGCUCCAUCCAUUUUCAGCAGCCAGUCUGCAUUUACUUCUGCUCCUCUUCCCUUCUGCCCAGUCCAGCAGUGCUGGCGGCUCCACAGCUGAGCACAGUGUGUGGAGGAUGGCACUGUCAACCUUGCGCUGCCUCUGCUGUCCUUACCGUACAGCUGAGAGUUAAAGCACCCACACUUUACCUCCACACGUUGUACUGAUAGCGAAUUAUUCUGUGAAUGGUGAAAGACUUCCAGAAAUGUUUGGUCAUGAUGAUAAAGAACCAUCUUCUCUUUGCUGACAGUCCUCACUUGGUUACACAAAAGCCAUUCUUUAGUUGUAAGAUAAUUUCUGAAGAAAAGCAUAUUCGUCUUUAAAGUUGCUGACCCUUACCUUAGCAGCAAAUUUUUGUAUUACAAAAAGCAUUUCCUGCUGUCUCAUCAGACUGCAUUUUUACAAGCAGGUUUCAAGUCUGCAAUAUGCUUUGCUGUUUCAGCAAUCACAAAUGCAAACCGAGACAGCAAUGGGCUGUCCCCACAUUCCUGCCUGCUCACUGUGAGAAGGAAAGCAAAGAUGGAUUUUGCCACAGGAGAUUAUUCAGAGAUGCUGUUGCCCUCCACAAUGUAAAUUAUUUAUAUUCGGCCCAGAAUUAUCUGCUGUGCUCCUGUUUUAUACAGCUGUAAAUUACUCAGAUACAGCUCCAGCGGAAAGCCCUUCUUAUUUUGUAACAGAGAAAGGAAAUGUGCAGUAGAAGAAUAUAAUGAAUGAGGAGGAACAUCGUCUUGCAAUUGUAAAUAAGAUCUUGUUCUGUUUAUUUUGACAUCUUUUUACAAAUGUGUCGUAUUCAGGUGUAAAUAUCUAAACCCAUGAUCUUGUUCAGAGCUCUGAGAUUUCUAUUGUUAUAUGUAAUACUUUGUUUAAUAGUUGUAAUAAUUAUUUGUAUAGAUAUGAACACAAUAGUAUUUUAUUAAAAAAAGGAAAAUGUUCUUGAA